AUGAAGUUCCUAAGCACCUUCGUUACCACCGCGCUCCUCGUGAGCAGCAGCCUGGCAGCACCACGCACCCUCAAAGAACGCAUGCAAGCCCGCAUAUCCUCCCGCCAAUCAAACCCCAACCAGCGCCUUACCACCACCGACUCCGACCAACGAGCCUUAACCAACAUCCAAUACAGCAACAACUGGGCCGGCGCCGUCUACGAACAAGCAACCCCAGAAGGCUCCUGGAACUACGUCUCAGGCACCUUCACAGUCCCGGAACCAAAGGCCGUCGGCGAGGCCAAAGAAGGUAGUGUGACAGCUGGCUCUGCUUGGGUUGGAAUCGACGGCGACACAUACGGCGAGGCGAUCUUGCAGACGGGCGUGGACUUCUACGUCGAGGCGGAUGGGAACGUGCGCUAUGAUGCGUGGUACGAGUGGUACCCGGACUACGCGUACGAUUUCGAGCUGGAUUUCAAGGCGGGUGAUGUCGUGAAUCUCGUCGUUGAGGCGUACUCGUCUAGCUGGGGUUAUGUGCAAAUCGAAAAUCUAUCGACCGGCGAAACGGCAACGCAGAUUCUCAGAGCACCAACGGAAAAGGCGGUGCUUGCUGGUGAGAAUGCGGAAUGGAUCGUCGAGGACUUUCAGUCUGGUGGUGAGCUGGUGAACUUGGUUGAUUUCGGGACUGUCACGUUCACAGAGACGCAGGCACAGAGUGGAAACAAGGUCUACGGAGUCAAGGACGCGUCGAUCGUCGAGUUGAAGCAGGGGGAUAGAGUGAUUACCGAGACGACAAUCAUCAGUGAUGAGGAGUUCAACGUGAAGUAUACGGGCUAG
Aspergillus ruber CBS 135680 is the source of this 816-nucleotide messenger RNA. Its product is annotated as A4/G1 family peptidase. Bases 1 to 816 code for a protein of 271 amino acids. The record is from RefSeq and is a predicted model, not a curated record. NCBI's taxonomy places the organism in Eukaryota, Fungi, Ascomycota, Eurotiomycetes, Eurotiales, Aspergillaceae. The transcript has a single exon. Gene Ontology annotation, molecular function: glutamic-type endopeptidase activity. Gene Ontology annotation, biological process: proteolysis.